Penicillium longicatenatum is the source of this 714-nucleotide messenger RNA. RefSeq names its product eukaryotic translation initiation factor 4E. The coding region runs from base 1 to 714 and encodes 237 amino acids. Lineage: Eukaryota; Fungi; Ascomycota; Eurotiomycetes; Eurotiales; Aspergillaceae. Gene Ontology annotation, biological process: translational initiation. Gene Ontology annotation, molecular function: translation initiation factor activity; RNA 7-methylguanosine cap binding. Gene Ontology annotation, cellular component: eukaryotic translation initiation factor 4F complex; cytoplasm. The record is from RefSeq and is a predicted model, not a curated record. The transcript has 3 exons.
AUGGCCGCCGUCGCAGAGAACGGCCACCCCGUGGCUGACGAGAACACUGCUCCCGCCGUUGGUCCCUCGGCCGAUGAGCUCGUGACCGUCUUCCACAACCCUGAGAACUUCAACGUCAAGCACCCGCUCAUGCAUGAGUGGACACUCUGGUUCACCAAGCCCCCCAGCGGCAAGGGCGAUAACUGGAAUGAUUUGCUUAAGGAAGUCGUUACAUUCAGCUCCGUGGAGGAAUUCUGGGGCAUCUACAACAACAUUACUCCCACCUCCGAGCUGGGCCUCAAGGCCGACUACCACCUCUUCAAGAAGGGCGUACGACCGGAAUGGGAGGACGCGCAGAACAAGCACGGUGGCAAGUGGUCAUACCAGUUCAAGGACAAGCGCUCCGUCCCGAUCGAUGAUCUCUGGCUGCACGCGCAGCUUUCUGCAAUUGGCGAGACACUGGAGGCCGACGAUGACAACGAGGUGAUGGGAGUGGUCGUCAACGUUCGCAAGGGUUUCUACCGUGUCGGUCUGUGGACACGUACCGUCGGCAAGGGCAUUCCUGGCGACAAGAGUGCCCGUACCCCCGCUCAGGGCAAGGAGGUGUUGGAGGCCAUUGGUGCGCGGUUCAAGGACGUGCUCCGCCUUAAGGAGGCGGACGUGGUGGAGUUCUCCGGCCACACCGACAGCGCGCACAGUGGUAGCACCCGUGCCAAGGCCAAGUACACCGUUUAA